This is a messenger RNA of Ilex paraguariensis (yerba mate), 2161 nucleotides long. NCBI's taxonomy places the organism in Eukaryota, Viridiplantae, Streptophyta, Magnoliopsida, Aquifoliales, Aquifoliaceae. The record is from the annotation of a GenBank genome assembly.
CCAUUUUCAAAACCCUAAUUUACGCAGAAGAAAUGAGAAAUCAAUGGCGUCUGCUUCUUCUCCGAUGCCACUCUCGAUCUCAACCGCACAUAUCGACACACUUGGCUCAGUACUAUCAGUCUCGCUUCCAGGUACACUCUCUUCGAUCGUUCUCUUCCUCACUCGUCCACUCACGUGCACCUCACGUGUCCCCACCAUCCUUCAUUUCCCCUGUCCAAAACCCUAUAUUCCGCUAUUUCUCUUCAUCUGAACUUGCCGUCGAGCACAAAGACUCAGAUCAGGUACUUCUAUUAACAGAUAUUUUCUUGAAAGAAAGAAUUACUAAUGAUGAGAUUAAGCUUGAAUUAGAGUCCAAUAACAUCGUUAUAAGUCAUGAAGUGGUGCUAAAGGUUUUAGAGAAUCUCAAUGCAGCCCCUGAGGUUGCUAAGAGGUUUUUCGAUUGGGUUUUAGAUAGAGAAAGCGAAAGAUUGAGCUCAAAGUCGUAUAACUUGAUGUUGGGUAUACUGGGUGUGAAUGGGUUUGUGAAGGAGUUUUGGGACAUGUUUGGAAUUAUGAAAAAGAAAGGGUAUGGAGUGUCAAAGGGUACAUUUAUUAGGGUUUCAGAAAAAUUCGAAAAGGAAGGAAUGGGUAGUGAUUUAGAGAAGUUAAAAGAAUUGUUUGCAUCUGGUUCAGUGGAUAAUUCUAUUGAAAAUGUUUGUUCUAGGGUUUGUAAGGUUAUUCGACGAGAAGUUUGGGGGGAUACUGUAGAAAAGCGGUUAAAAGAAUUGAAUGUUGAGUUUUCGAGUGACUUAGUUGCAAUGGUAUUAGAAAAUGUUGGGAGUGAACCAAAUAAGGCAUUGAUAUUCUUUAGAUGGAUUGAGGAAAGUGGCUUGUUUAAGCACAAUAAGCAGAGUUAUAAUGCCAUGGCAUUGGUAUUGGGUAGGGAAGAGAGUGUUGAUAAGUUCUGGAGAGUGGUCAAUGAAAUGAGGGGUGCUGGGUAUGAAAUCAAGAAAGGGGUGUAUGUCAAGGUUUUGGGGCUGUUUCUGAAGAGGAAAAUGAUGAAGGAUGCUGUGGAUUUGUAUGAGUUUGCGAUGAUUGGUGAGAAUAAGCCCUCAGUGCAUGAUUGUACUUAUCUUUUGAGGAAAUUAGUUGUUAGUAAGGAGGUAGAUAUGGAUUUGUUUACUAGAGUCGUGAGGAUUUUUAAGGGGAGUGGGAAUGUGAUGACGAAUUCGACUCUUGAUGCAGUUCUCAAGUCUUUAACCAGUGUUGGAAGAUUCAGGGAAUUCAAUAAGAUAUUGAAAGCUCUUGAGGAAGGUGGCCUCUUACCUAGUGAUCCUUUGCAGGGCAAAAUUGCCUUUCAGCUUAGCAGUCACGGGAAAAAGGAUGAAGCAAGUGAAUUUAUGAAUAACAUAGAAGCGUCUGGGUGUAGCCCAAGUUACAAAACGUGGGCGUCUUUAGUUGAAGGACACUUUAUAGCUGGUGAUCUUGACGAAGCUUCUGAUUGUUUCCAAAAGAUGGUUGAUAAGAAGGGGGCAACUCAUGCUGGGUAUGCUUUAGAAUUGUUGGUUAAUGCAUACUGUUGUAAGAACAGAGCAAUGGUUGCAUGCAAGCUUCUUUCCGAUAUGGUCAAUGAGAAAGAGUUAAAACCUUUGCAUACUACAUAUAAAUUAUUGCUGAGCAAGCUUCUGGUUCAGGGGGGUUUUAAUGAAGCUUUGAAUCUUUUGGGUUUGAUGAAAAGUCAAGGGUAUCCUCCUUUCUUGGAUCCAUUUGUUAAUUACAUUUCUAAAACUGGAACUGCUGAUGAUGCUGCUAUGUUGCUGAAAGCUAUGACGGUGAAGAGGUUCCCAUCUACAUCUGUGUUUCUUCGCGUCUUUGAAGCAUAUUUUAGGGCUGGAAGGCAUAAUGAAGCACAUGAUUUCCUCUCAAAAUGCCCGAGAUACAUCCGUAACCAUGCUGAUGUUUUGAAUCUCUUCUGUUCCAUGAAAUCUUCUACAGUUGCUGCUGCUGCCACUGUUGUGGCUGCUUAGAUUCCCAGAUGGCGUCUUUUAUUGUAUUUUGUGGUGAUAAAGUGUAGGAAAUUUUCUUUAAAAAUAUUCACUCCCCCCUCUUUUUAAGUCUUGAUUAAUUGAGCACAAUCAACUCAUGUUUUAUAAAAAUAAAACCCUAAGUUUUGAAUUUCUAU